Nelumbo nucifera (sacred lotus) is the source of this 3730-nucleotide messenger RNA. RefSeq lists its product as uncharacterized. Lineage: Eukaryota; Viridiplantae; Streptophyta; Magnoliopsida; Proteales; Nelumbonaceae. The record is from RefSeq and is a predicted model, not a curated record.
GGUACCGUAGCGUAUGGAACAAAUUCUAAGUGGAAAAAGAAUACCUAGGUGGGUGGUGGCGGAGGGUACGAUACCUGUAUAAUGAGAGGGAAAGUAGGUCUGACAAGUGCCCUUUGGCGCAGUAAAGUAAAAAACCAGGUUUCUCCACUGCUUGCCUCUAGGCUACGGAGAUUAUCAAUUGCGAUUUGCGAGCGAGACCUUCACCAAAAUCUGUAACCACCUUCGAUCGUACUCAUACCACUCUUCCAGGUUGUUUUUCUUCCAACUUCAACCAGAUUUCGUUUAUUCGAUUAUUCUGUCCUUCUCCAUCUGCAGCUUCCGUUCCUAUAUCCUGUUACUGUAUCCACCCAUAUCAAUUUCCCCCCUCUCCCUGGAAAUAUCCUCAAUUUUAGUCCUUCUGGAUACGCCUCAGAGAGUCAGAGUCCUUGAAUGGCUCAGAUGAGUGUCUCCUAUGAUCUUAUGAUAUCUUGAAUUCCCAAUAUUUUCACUGUCGUUCCGUGUCCCGACGGCCGUCAAAACCGCCGCCGGGGUACUGGGCCUCUGAGGUUCGCCUGCUCUUGUAUUCGCGGGGCUGAUACCUUCAGCUCUUGGUUGCAUGGGCGAUCUUCAAGCUUGGUUGCCACUGCCAGACGGCAUCUUAACCGAAGACCGCCAGUUCCCUGCCCCAUCGUCUUCUUCUUCACCCAAUCCAAACCCAUUUUCCAUUGGUGCCGGCAGCUGGUCGAGGGCCGAGCUAACGACCCAUGAGAUAGUAUGCCGAAUUCAGCCUACAGUGGUCUCUGAGGAGAGGAGAAAGGCGGUCAUUGAUUAUGUGCAGAGGCUAAUUAGAGGUUAUCUUGGAAGCGAGGUUUUUCCCUUUGGUUCAGUGCCACUGAAGACAUAUCUUCCUGAUGGAGAUAUAGAUUUGACUGCUCUCAGUUAUCAAAAUGUUGAGGAUGCUUUGGCCAAUGAUGUUCGUACUGUCCUUGAAGGAGAGGAGCAAAAUAAUGCUGCUGAAUUUGAAGUAAAGGAUGUUCAAUACAUUCAUGCAGAGGUUAAGCUCGUUAAAUGCCUUGUACAGAAUAUUGUAGUAGACAUCUCCUUCAAUCAGCUAGGAGGACUCUGUACGCUAUGCUUUCUUGAGCGGAUUGAUCAACUUAUUGGUAAAGAUCACCUCUUUAAACGCAGUAUUAUACUGAUAAAAGCUUGGUGCUAUUAUGAGAGCCGCAUUCUUGGUGCUCAUCAUGGCCUGAUUUCUACAUAUGCUUUGGAAACAUUGGUGCUGUAUAUCUUCCAUCUCUAUCACUCGUCAUUAGAUGGCCCUCUAGCAGUUCUAUAUAGAUUUUUAGACUACUUCAGCAAAUUUGAUUGGGAUAAUUACUGUAUCAGUUUAAAUGGCCCAGUCUUCUUAUCUUCUCUGCCUGAAAUAGUUGCUGAGGUACCGGAAAAUGGUAGGACUGAUUUGUUGCUUAGUAAAGAAUUCCUUAAGAAUUGUAUGGACGUGUUCUCAGUUCCUGCUAGGGGGAAUGAGACAAACUCCCGAGCAUUUCCCAAGAAGCAUCUUAACAUCAUUGAUCCAUUGAAAGAAAAUAACAACCUUGGACGCAGUGUGAGCAAAGGCAACUUUUAUCGCAUACGUAGUGCAUUUACAUAUGGGGCCCGAAAACUUGGCCGCAUCCUUUUGCUACCAGGGGAAAGUUUAGAAGUUGAACUGAAAAAGUUUUUUAUGAACACAUUGGAUAGACAUGGGAAUGGGCAGAGGCCAGAUGUGCAAGAUCCUGUCCCACAUUUUUGUGAUAAUGGAUCUGGUCUUACAUCAUCAAAAUCAGGCAUUGGGAAAAUCAGAGAGGAUAAGUCUCAUUCAGAAUCUCCAUCCAUUGAUUCUGGUGGCACAAUGGGAGAGUCAUCAUUAUGUGAACAAAUCAAUGGUGUCAGGAUAUCAGGGACAGAAAGAGAAAGUGGAACUGAAAUUGCAAAUGAACCACAAAGUUAUUCCAACAAAGUUGUUCCUGCACCAUUGGAGUUUGAACCAGGUGAUUCUGCACAUGGGCAUGCUGUUUCAGGACAUCGUCUAGAUGGGGAUGCAAAGGACCUUGCUACAUCCAGGGUUGAAGAUUCACGAAACAUAAAUGAGACGACAUCUAGCUCUGCACCUCCAAGAAAUGGGAAGGGUACUUCAUUGUUUGGAAAAGCACAAAAUGCACCUCGCCUCCACUUCUCCCAAUUAUUUCCCAGAAAUGGGAAGCCUGGAAGUGGAAAUACCAACUUUCCAAAGCCAGUGGACUCUGGAAUGCAUGAGAAGGUAUCUUCUUGGUUUCCACCAGUAGGAGCAAGCAGUUUUUAUUCACAAGACAUGGAAGAGACUUCUACGGUGGCCAGUAGUACAAUAUAUUCUUCAAGUAGUCACGAGGGUCCAACUUUUGGGUCAAUUAACAUUAUAAUGCCAAAUCAAGUUGUCUAUUCCUCAGAGGAUUUAUCUCCUGCAUAUGGAGAAAGGGACUUGACUGGCAAUGCUGGAAGUCUUGAAGCCAUGGAUACCUUGGCAGAUCUUAGUGGGGACUAUGACAGUCAUCUCUAUAGUCUCCAAUAUGCUCAACAAUGCCACGAAUAUCACGAAUAUACCUUCUGGGGCACUGUUCUGCCAAUCUCUCCAUCAUCACCUCAGCUGCAGAACAAGCAUGGGUGGGAUACUCUUCGUCGGUCAAUGCAGUUUAAGAGAAAUAUAUAUUCACAUGUGAACACAAAUGGUGUCAUCCCAGGAUCACAAUUCUACACUGUAAACUCUCCACUAUUGUCUCCUGGUGCCUUCAUAGAAGAAACAUCAAAACCGCGAGGAACUGGAACAUAUUUUCCCAAUACGAAUCAUCAUUCAUACAGGGAGAGACCCUCCCUGGCGAGGGGGAAGAAUGCAAUGGUGGUGACUCAAGGUCAGUUGCAGAGAUCCUCUCGUAACAACGGCCGAGCUAUGACACCACCAAAGAUGAAUGUGCUGGACAAAGGCAGCCAUGAGCUGUCACAAGCAGACUUCCCAGUUCUUUCAGGCCAUGGAAAGCCAGGGUCGUUGGAGUUGUUUCAGUCUGGCCACCCGACUGUGAAGAGUUCCUCACAUUCCAAUGGCUUUUCUGCCCAAACUGACAGACUUGAAUUUGGGUCUUUUGGACAUAUGUCAUUGGGUGCACACUCGGCACAAACAAGCAAGCAAUCGGACUCUGGUACCACACACAAUCAAGGGGCAAUUUCAAAUUUCCCAACUUCUGCGGCUCAGAGGAUGAGACCUGUUUUGGGUAUGCAGCAGGAGAAAAGGGUUGCAGUACAAACCUACCAUCUGAAAGAUGAAGACUUCCCCCCCUUAUCCAUCUGAAUAUGGGUUGCAAGGGGAGGAUCUAUGUAUAGAUAAGGUAGAUGAACAGACUGAACAGCAGUAAAUUCUAACAGACCAGCCCGGAGCUUGAACUUUUGCUUGCGUGCCUUGCUGUCGGCAUAUUUGAAUCAUCAGAAAAGAAAUCCUUUUCUUUUGUUUUUUUUUUUAGUGUGGUGCACAAUGCAUAUUGUACAUUCUCCUGAUUCUUUUUCUGAUCUGUAUUCCCCUUCUUCCUGGUAGCUGCUUCAUACACAGAACCUCGUUGAUGAUUUUCACUCCGGGUCGUCCUUUGCACCAUUGUUGGUGAUAGAUAAACAGAAUUUGAGUUUGGUUAUUUCUUUAGAUAGAUUUUCUUUCCCCAAGAAGCAUGUGGUUUCAUUAUUACCCUAA